AGUCUAUGUUGGGACCUGGACAGAUUGCCGGCUGAGGAGGCUAACUGGCCAGUAGGAAAGAUGAAGGGAGGGAGAAGGCAUUCAGCUGGAGUCAGUUUGGGAAACCUAAACUUUAACAGUUUCUAUCAAGAGACAAGAGGAGGAAGCAAAGUCCAAAAUAUGAAGAUGGUUUGACCACUGCAGAAGACAGAAAAAAAGAGAAGAAGAGUAACCGAUGGCUGGAUUAUUUUAGGAUGUGGGUGGUGCACAACAGAUCUGUCACCCAGGUGUGAUCCCAGGCAGAAGGAGGUCCAAUGGCCAGUUCAAAGUAUGACCCCCACCUGGGUGAUGGCCCAUCCGAGGACUCAGAGAUCCUCCUGGAUGAUUCGGAGUCAGGGAGUGUGCUUUCGGAUGACUCGGUGCUUCCCCAAUAUGAAAUGGAAGGGAAGUAUGCAGAGCCGGCUAAAACGCUGUAUGAGGCCUGUGCCAGGAAUGAUCCCACAUCCCUGCUCAGGAUCCUGGAGAGAGGAGUCACUAAAGACGAGGCUAUGGACCUGGACAUCAACGGCAGGAAUGGACUGAUGCUGGCUGUGGUCAAGGGAUUUGUUGACAUAGUCACCAUGCUGCCCACAUGUCCAUUAAUAGACAUCAAUCACCAGGACAAUGAUGGCAACACUGCCCUAAUGAUUGCUGCACAAGCAGGCUUUGUCACCAUUCUAAACUUCAUCCUUAACUUCUACUCUGGGGUGGACACUGAAGUCAGGGAUCCCCGUGGCUUUACCGCCCUCAUCAAGGCAGGCCUGCAGGGCCAGGCAGAGUGUGUGUCCGCCCUGCUAAUGCAUGGUGCAGAUAUGAAUGCUAUAGACCUGGUGCAAGGGAGAGGUCUGUAUGACUGGGCCCUUAAGACAGGAAGGUUUGAGACUAUUAACAGACUACGCCGCCUGCAGGUGCAUCCUGUCGCUGUGCAGUUUUGUGAAAGUUACAUUCCUGAGUGGCCUGAGCUGAAGCUACUCGUAGCAAAGGCCACCGCCACCAAAACAGCUGGUCAGAAGCUAAGGCAGUGCUUAAAAGACAACUUCUCUUUCAGCUUCCCUCAUGACGCCCAAGACAAUGGGGUCAUGGACCACAUGGUGCGGAUGACCACAGGCAUCCACAGCCCCCUGAUAGCCACUGCUUGCCGUCCACUCUGUCCCUCGAGCCCCCCAGAGAUUGGCAGGCGACGGUUCGCCAUCCCUGAACUGCUUGAAAAGCACAACAUCAAGGAGUUGGAGGAGAGCACAGUGUCCCACAGUAAUGGCUCUGUUACCACCUCAGAUUCUCAAACUGGUGUGUCAGCCACCUAUAUAUCUCUGACCUCCUGCUGCCAGCAGCAUGGCAUUGAAAGCUUUAUCCCCCGAAGCAUGGGACAAAACAGCAUCUUCCCCUCAGGCUGUAUUCCAAAGAUUGAAGUGACAAAAUCUGGGGAGCCAACUCCAAAGAAAGAGAAGAAGAAGAAAAGGCAGAAGGGCUACCUGGAGCCUCCUAUCUGGAAGUACAAGGAGGCAAAGGAGGAGAAAAAGAGAGAAAAGAAGCUGCAGCAAGAGAAAGAAAAAAAAGACCAAGAGAAAAAACCAAAGGGCUCCAAACAUUCCAACAAGAAAUGAAAAACUAAGCUUUAUUCUCUUUUCCUUUAAAUAAUUUCACUGUGGUAGUGAAGUCAUGCAUCAGGAACAAGCAUGUGAUCACAGUGUGGCCCAUUUUAACAGAAUACUUGUUUUAGAAAACAGGUUUGGGAGGGGAAAUCGACAAUGUAAACAAUGAUGGAUUUUUAAAUCUUGUAUUUUCGGAUGAGAAAACUGGAGUGACUUGAAUUUGCUACAUGUGAUGUAUUUUUCUGAACCUUUGGAAAGCUGAAAAUCCUUUUAACCAAAUGUUAUUUGGUUUUGGAAAUAUACAGUGUCAUGUCAUAGAAUGGCUGAACCCUACCUCAUAAAUUGACAGAUUGUAGGGGAUGCAAAGAAAUACUGACCAAUCACUUGCAAUGACAUUAUUACAUUAUUACAUUUUACUUAUCUGUGUAUCGUGGUCUCUAUGCAGCAUGCUAUUGUUGUAUUUGACGGAAACCAAAGAAAAACAAAGCAAAAGCAAAUACUUUUUAUAUGAUCAAUGGCCACAUACAUUUAUGUUUAGAGUUGAUCAUGACUGCAAGGGAAAAACAAGGGAAAGAGACAAAACAUCUUCAAGCUAUGUGCUUUGCUCCUCCAAGCCACGUGCUCAAACAGUAGCGCUGCUGACAAAGUUUCAGAAACAGGAAGCAAAUCGCAGCUAUAUAAAGCCUUGUCUGUUUGAGUUCAUAAUUUGAGUUCUGUCAACAAGUAUCAUUUUAAAGUCUUUCCAAUCUCCUCUGUUUGCAACAUGUAAUGUAGCAACUACCGGAUGCCUUUAUUAUGUCUACUUAACAGGAUUUUAAUACACCAGACUGGCUGUGUCACAUGAGGGCUUAAUCAGUGAACAUACAGUAAAAAGGAAAUUCAUCAUGUCUUUUGAGACUGAGACUACCGGUGCUUUGUGUAAUAUUUGAUGGGCUUUCAUGGGAGAUCGGAAAUGUAGCUUGCAUUAUACGAACAGCAGACCACACUUGUGCAGAGUAACAUAUGAAUAGAAACUAGUUUUGCACAAUGCUCCUCAGGAAAUCUUUUCUUAAUAAUCUGUUUGUCAAGAAAUCUCUUUGGGGUCCUAACUAAUAACUCAACAAGCCAUUACUGCAAUACCUACAUUUCAACAUAUAAUGUAACUAUUACAGAAUAUAAUAUGUAUACAGAUAUUGUUCUUACAAAAAAUUAGAGCAUCCUUUUGAGACACACAGAAAAAAGUGCGAAACAGACCAAAUGUGUGUGCGUGUGUG
This is a messenger RNA of Eleginops maclovinus (Patagonian blennie), 2863 nucleotides long. RefSeq names its product ankyrin repeat domain 33Aa (gene ankrd33aa). The transcript is spliced from 5 exons. The record is from RefSeq and is a predicted model, not a curated record. NCBI's taxonomy places the organism in Eukaryota, Metazoa, Chordata, Actinopteri, Perciformes, Eleginopidae. The coding region runs from base 294 to 1622 and encodes 442 amino acids. Gene Ontology annotation, molecular function: protein binding.